GCGGCGGCUCGGCUCGGCUCGGCUCGGCCCGGCCCGGCCCGGCUCCGCGAUGGCGGUGACUAAGAAGCUGGCGAUUCGCUUGGCCUACGCGGCGUUCGGGGCCGUGUCGGGACUGUCGGUCUUUCUCGCCUGGAACCUGGCGCCGAGCCUGCGGCAGCCAUGCACAGCUGCCGCCGGAGGGCUGGGCGGUGUCCUGGCGAUCUGGACCCUCAUCACCCAUGUGAUGUACGUGCAGGAUUACUGGAGGACAUGGUUGAAAGGGCUGAGGUUCUUCCUCUGUGUUGGUGUUUUCUUCAGCGUACUCUCCAUGGUGGGCUUCUGCAUCUUCCUGGCCCUGGCCAUCACGCAGCACCAGUCCAUCAAAGAUCCCAAGAGCUAUUACCUGUCCUGUGUCUGGAGCUUCAUCUCCUUCAAGUGGGCCUUCCUCCUUGGCUUGUACUCCCAUCGAUACAAGAAUGAGUUCGCAGACAUCAGCAUCCUCAGUGACUUCUAAGGCUCGGACUUGAAUCUCAACCAGGGAAGGCCCUGAGGUUCCUGGCAGAGGGCUGCUGGACAUCUGAGCAAAGCUCCAGAGCAAGGUGCUGGCAAAAAGGAUGCCCACAAGAAGCUGGCAACUGGGAACUUCUCUGCCAGUUUCAUUUGGGACUUUUCCCACUUACUUUUAUCCAGUCGCUUGCCCUCUUGGCUGGUUCUGUUAGUCCCGUACACACGCUCAUCUGUCACAAGGUGAUCUUGUUGUCCUUGUUUUGAGGGAUGAUUGAGAUGUACAACUCGAGCAAGGUUCUGGUUCUGUGUGUUCCCUCCUUCUUCCCAUUCUUUUUUUCCCCUUUUUGGUAAGGCUGAGGGUUAAGAUUGAAAAGGCUGAAGAAACUGGUCGAUGUGAGCACACUAUCUUCCAUUACCUUUUUCCUUUCGUGAGAUGGAGGUCAUUUUGGUUUUGCUUACAGAGGGCUGGGCAAAAGCCUCAAAGCUCUGAAGCCAUGGUUGGUUUGGACUCCUUUCAUACAGAUGUAUUUUUCAUAGAGCUAGAUCUACAUCCAUUCGUAGAAAUCUAUUUUGAAGAAUGCGCCCUCCCCUUCUUUCCAUCCAUCCUGCUCCCCAGGGGAUGUCAUAACAAUUCGCAGUUUGAAGAUGGUUGAAACUAUUGCUGUUUGCACACAGCUUUGUUCUUUGUCCCGUAUCUUCUCCUGGCCCUUCUAAGUGGGGAAGUUUAACGUGUGUGUGUGCGUGCAUAUAUGGUUACAAAAGAUUUAGGGAAAAUCAAACAGCUGUUCUGAAAGUGUGUCUUUGGUGUUGAAGAUCAAGCUAAUGGAAGAUCGAAACCUUUUGAGGCUUCUCAGUCACGCAAGGAACAAGUUGCUGCAUUUACCUUCCUAUCACAGGAUCUGUGCUCUUGUCUAAAACUGUUCUGUCAAAUCUAGGGAACUUGUGGCCCUCCAGGUAUUCAUUCUGCAGCUCCCAGCAGUCCUAGCCAGCUUAGCCAUUGGUGACAGAUGAUGGGAAUUGUACGCCGAAACAUCUGGAUGGCCACAUGGGCCGACCCCUGCAUUGCAUUAUAAAACAAAGAUACAUUUUGAUCCUAAUGUUCAGAUUGCAGAAACCCAUUCCUUUGUUGGAGAGGAAAGCUUAAGUGACGCAUGUCUCAAGCAUAUGCUUGGACCAAAGUGCAUAUUCACGCACAGGGGUUCCUGCCUUUUAUUAAACUACUGUUUAGGAUGGCAAUCUCAUCAGAUGGCACUGCAUUUUCGUUGUAGCAUUUUGCAAUGUGCUUUGUGUAGACCCCUUAGUUGUCUUCAGGAGCGGAGGGUAUGUGUAGUUUUUUUUAACUGUGUACAUUUGUGUGUGCAUGUGUUUAUGGAAAAUGUAGCCUUUGAAGGUUGAGCUUGGUUUGGGAGCAAAGCUGGAGAAAUGAAAUGGUGUUGGAAGCAGAGUGCUUGGAAUCUUCCCUGCCUUGCCUGGGUCCAAAUCUCUGUUUCUCCUCAGGCAAAAGAGAGAGCGAGAGAGAAGCACCAUUGCAGCCUCACGCAGUGCUUGUUGGUGGCUGUGCAAUUGACUUGUGUGGGGGGUGUUUCUGUAGCAUUGUUCCUCCUCCCCAUGUGCUCCCUUUCAUUUGUCGUGCUGAGUCUGCAUUCAGGUGUGCCGUUCCUCCCUUAAUUCAUGCAGAGCAUCUGCUUUCCAUCCUAGAGUAAGAGGGAUCAUUUUGCCUCCUUGGCCUGGAGCUUCAGUCCCACCCAGAGAAGAGCCCUUCGGUGCUGGGGCUAGUGUACAUGCUACUGGAGUGUCUCAAUAUAACUUUCCCACCUUCACACUUUUUUCUAACAAUAUCCUUACAAACAAUAUCUGCCUCAUCAACCCUGGCAGAUCCUAGUGUUUGCCUGCAAGCAGCAUCCUGAGAACCCCACGGCCCCUUCUAGGAGUUGGAAGCGGACAGCUUGCUGGCCUUGAACCCUCUGCAGCUCAUGAAAGCCUGCGAAGCCACUGCCAUGGUCUGAGGCCGGGGGAUCAAGGAAGACAGGUGCAGCAGCAUCUCCCUCCUUUCAGCCAAAGCCUGAGCUGAUGAAUGGCUUCUUGCACCUUGAAUGACAGCAUGUAAAUAGACUGUUCAUUGGCUGUGGCUGAGAGACCAAAAGACAGAUCUGAUUGGCUUGUGGCCUACUUAAUGGAAUGAGGGCAUACAAUCAUGGAACAGAUUCUCUAGAAAUGGGUCCUUCAUUGUGGUGAGCCACAAAAAAGCCACUGCUCGAGGAUCAGCAGGGAAAGCUGGAAUCAGCUGCACCACACCCUGUCACUCCUCGGAUGGCACUCAGCAGGGCUCAGAAGAAUCCUUUGUCUUGCACCCCACUCCUGUGCUGCUUUUAAUCACUCAUUUUAAAUCCCUAUUUAAUUCCACCAGCAAAAAAUGCAGCACCCUUGUGUUUUUGCUGUCUCUUCUCCAUGUGCAUUAUGGAGGGUGUUAACGCACAAACAGCUCAUGUAGGAGAAGGCUGAUGAUGUGCUACUUUUCUUAUAAAUAAAUGUGGAAAAUAGAAAGGAAAAGUCUGACUCUUUCUUGCAGAGGAAAUCCAAGGACAGAGAUCUUGAGGACAAAUCCUGAGCACAGGCUGAUGGUGGUUAGAUCUCUUUGGUGGAGUGGUACUCACUGGGUUGAUUGGUCUGAGUGUGUGGCCUCCUUCAGCGCCCCUUCAGUGAGGGGUCUUCAGGCAUUGGAAGGAAGGAAGGAGCAAAGUGCUCCAUUUAGUUUUGUGUAUUCACUGUGGAGGGAAGAAGGGAAGCGGGGUUAGCUUGGCACCAACAUACCUGGAGCCUUUGCACAGUUGAAGGCCAGUUUGCACAACUUCAUUUGUGAAAGACUGUAAAUCUGUUUUUCAGCAUACACUGCUCUCAUAAGGCAGCUUACAAUAUUACCAAACCCACACAUCAGUAGAAGCAAAUUAUUUGUAAGCUCCAAAUGCAGAUUGGAAUCAAUGUGUCCUCAGGCAAAAUAUCCCUGAUUAAAAAAAAAACAUAUUAAGAGUUUCAAAAUCAAAACCUCAAUCUAAAAAAUAAGCAAAGAAAUAAAAUAGUUUUCUUACAUGAAA
Messenger RNA from Varanus komodoensis (Komodo dragon), 3578 nucleotides. RefSeq names its product solute carrier family 48 member 1 (gene SLC48A1). Gene Ontology annotation, molecular function: heme binding; heme transmembrane transporter activity. The record is from RefSeq and is a predicted model, not a curated record. Gene Ontology annotation, cellular component: plasma membrane; lysosomal membrane. NCBI's taxonomy places the organism in Eukaryota, Metazoa, Chordata, Lepidosauria, Squamata, Varanidae. Gene Ontology annotation, biological process: heme transport. The transcript has 3 exons. The coding region runs from base 50 to 493 and encodes 147 amino acids.